Messenger RNA from Entrophospora sp. SA101, 510 nucleotides. Lineage: Eukaryota; Fungi; Glomeromycota; Glomeromycetes; Entrophosporales; Entrophosporaceae. The record is from the annotation of a GenBank genome assembly.
AUGGCAAACUCUGUUAUAAAUAAUUCUUCUGAACCUGAAACAAUAUAUCUCAAUCCCAAAAAAACAAUCAAUAACCACACACUUAACAAAUUAGGUGCUGAUUUUUCUCUUGGUGCAAAAUUCACUCCACGUACGCUAAGCAAUAUAGCAUGUUAUAUUUUCGCAAAGGAGCCAAGAGAAAAAAAGGAAAUAGUUUAUCAGGAGGAUAGAGAAGUGUAUACAUGUACGAUGUUUCAAUAUAAAGAAUCAAGGAUAUCUAUUAAUCCUAAAACUGAUGAAAUUGAAAAUGAAUCAGCAAAUUUUUUAAACAUCUUUAAAGUCUGGGAACUUUCAAGAAUUCUUUAUUUUCAAGAAUUUGAUGAAGUAGGAUAUUUGGCUAGUGAUUUGAUGGAUUGGUUAAACAUAUGUGAUCCAUUUCGUGUCUCGCCCGAUCAAGAAUUCAUUAAUUUCGAAGAAUAUAAUCCUGAACAUCAUGAAGAUCCAUACUUUUGGAAAUGUGUAUUCAGGUAA